CGGGGCCGGCUGCGGAGGUUGCCAUGGGCGCGGCGGUGGCUGCUGCUGCUGCUGCUGGUGGUGCGUCGGGGUCUCGCUGGAGCCGGUGCCGGUGGGACCCUUGCGGGCUGCUCUGCCUUCUCCUGACCUACUUGAGCGUGGGCUACGCCGACUAUGUCAUCCUGCAGCACGUCCUCCUCCAGCCGGGCUUCCGGGGAAGUCUCUGGUGCCCCUUCCAUGCGGUGGCAUUCAACUUCAUCAUCAUGAUGCUCCUCGCCUGCCACUCCCGCGCUGUCUUUGCGGAUCCAGGCAUGGUCCCCCUCCCUGAUACUGCCCUUGACUUCUCUGACCUACGGAGCAGCAGCAGUGCAUCACACAAGAACAGCAGGGACUGGACAGUGUGUAACCGCUGCGAGACAUACCGGCCACCAAGGGCACACCACUGCCGAAUUUGUCAUCGCUGUGUGCGCCGCAUGGAUCAUCAUUGCCCUUGGAUCAACAACUGUGUUGGGGAACUCAACCAGAAAUAUUUCAUUCAGUUUCUCUUCUAUACAGGUUUGGCUAGCCUUUAUGCCAUGGGGCUGGUCUUGACCACUUGGCUGUGGCCGGCAGACAAGAGUUCAACAGGAAAAUCCGAAGUAGCAGAAGGAGGCGUUUCUGGCAACCGCAGCCAAAUUGCUCACCGUAUCAUCUUGCUGGUGGAAUCCAUCCUCUUUGGGCUCUUUGUCACGGUCAUAUUUUAUGACCAGCUGGUCUCUAUCAUCACGGAUGAGACCCCAAUUGAGCAGCUGCGGAAUCAGCUCCUGAAGAAAGCACACCAGGAGGUGUUACAUACGCGGAAGCCCAAGAUUGCCCUUCUGCGGGAGGUGUUCGGCCGAGGUUUUAUGAUCUGCUGGUUCUUCCCAUGUAACUGCAGCUAUUCUUCAGCCAGCGGUCCCUCCUACAGCUACUUGCCCAACUAUGAUGUGUGACGUUCUUGUAUUGCCCUUGGGAAAGUUUCCCUUUUUGCUCUGCUUGCACAUGUGCUGUCUUUCUCGUUCUUGAUGGGAGCAUCACUUGCAUCCAGAUUCAUUUGCUACAGCCUGCAGAGAAGAUAGCAUCUGCAACGUCUGACCUUGCCAUCCUGGAGGGAUGACCAUGUCCCAUAAGUAUUGGAUAUCUCUGCCCUAGUGGAUAUAAGUGCUGUUGCAUUUCUUCUUCAUCCUUUAAGAUGAAGGUCACCAGGAGAACUUUUUUCUGAACUCCUUCCUUGCCAGUGCGCAUUUCAGAACUGUGAUGUUGCUUACAGCAAGCUCUGUGCUGAGAUCCUCCCACUUGAACAAUUCGUCUGAGUCUCAUCUUGGAUCAUACUGUCCUUACCUUAUCUGGGUUUGGAUACAGUCAUCCAGAGGGAUCAUGUAUAUAUAUUACCCCAGUCUACAAGAACAAGGAAUUCAAGAGUAUUUUUAGCUUUUUGCUGAUUCCUAAUGUGUCAUUUACAAGCUAGUAUGUUUCUCUAGGGACCUGUGCUCUCUACCCAGUAGAGAGUACAUCUCUGUUCUUGUCCACCUGGCUGCAUAACCCAAAAUGAAAGAUGGCGUGGUAAAGAGAGAAUUCCUCACGGGUGGCUAUCAAGAGCAAGUAAUGCUUCAUUACACAUUAUCCACAUCCAGGUCCUCUUCUGUUGGCUUUUAGUCCCCACCCAAUCCCUGGUGCAGCUUUUUCAGGGUUUGAAAACAGUCCUAGUAUGUGCUAGUGGGAAGAAAAAAAAGAAAAGACUGGCUGCAUUUUUAGUUAUUCCCUGCAGGUAAUUUCUGACAUUGAUGUUUAGCAUGGUAAAAGCAUACCUUUUGCUAUUUUGCACAUUUCUUCCUGGGGGAUUGCAGUUUCCCCUCAAAGGAUAAUCCCAGAAUUCUACGUGGUCCUUGAAAAUAAAAGGUUAGUCUUACAGCAAGUCUGGGAAACAUGUGGCCACCUCCAUUGGUUCUGGCUAGACUUUGGAGUUGAAAUCUAACAUCUGGCUUACAUUGUUGUUAAGGAUGGGAUGUCUGAAUUAAUAAUAACUGAAGAACAGUAAACUCUUUUCAUUAGGGCAGCUUGCCCUAUCAUGAAACUUGUCAAAGAACAGGAGUUGAGUUGCAUGUGUAAUCUACUACCGAGCCUAUCACCUGCUUCUCUUCUCUAGCUUUUUAUCUGCAUCCCCGCUGUCCCUAUGCCCUGUUUGAGUUUGUUUAUUAUUUAUAUUAGGGCUAAAUUCCCUAAAUGCACCAGGUCCUGUCUGAUCUUAGAAUCUAAGCAAGGUCAGCUCUGGUUAGUACUUGGAUAGGAGGCUGCCAAGGAAUACCUGCAGCUUAAGCUAUGUUUCAAAGGAAGGAACUGGCAAAACCACCUCUGGGUUUCUUGCCUAAGAAAUGCAUAGGGAUCUGAGAAAUGCAUAGGGAUCAUCAUUUAGUUGACCGGCAACUUGAACAGUCAACGUGAAUGCACAUACACCUUAUUUAUUCUAUUUGGGUAAUACCACCUAGUCACAAUAAUGAGCUAUACAAGUCAGAUAGUUAAUUCGUGUGUGUGUGCACGCGCACCUUAAAGUCUGGCACUUGUAAGAAAGGUAUUCUUCCUUUUCUCACCUGGAAGGUAAAGCCUCUUCUGAGAUUAUGUACAAUACAUUCAUAAUAAUCAUAAUAAAACCCCAAAGCAAAUAGGCCUCUUGUUUCAGCAACAUCACCAUUGUAUGUUGUGGACUUUGCACAGUUGGAGGCUGUUGUGUUUGGGGGCAGGUUGUGACCAAGUCAAGAGCUCUUCCCUUCACCAAACUCUUCAUCAACAAGGGAGUUAAAUGGGCUAGCCCUAAACCUUCCAUACUUUCCUUCCAAAUGCACUUAUCCAUGUAACUUUUGUUCUGUCUGGCAGACUUUGAAAGCAGUGGUUUACCUGUCUCAGAUUCUUUUCUCUUAUGUAUUCUCAUCACUUUAGGAUUGCUCUGUCUAUGAUUUAUGUUAAUUAAUUCAAAAUGACUUUAUUCGGGUCUCAGUUUUAUUUCCAGUGAAAGAAAAAUAAAAUGAGACGAUUUCCAAGUGGGCAGAGAAAGGUAUAUUAUGUUUUAGAACAAUUCUUCCUUCAGGCGCACUCUUGAAUAAUCAGAGCUUGGAAAGAUGACUGCUUUGGGUUGAAUCCCAUACUCUCUGGGCUUUGUAGUCCAAAGAAUGAACACAACCAGGCUCUAAAUAAAAGUUCUCAAAUCUGGUUUGUGGCUGAGCCCAAGGGCAAAUCUUUCCCAUUUCUGUCCCCAGUAGUUAAUGCCUUUGCACUUGUUUCAACACAAGAAGUUAUCAAGCACUACAACUUGCACAUAUUCAACUUUACUUGGUGUCUUUACCUCUGCCAUGGUUUGUGUGUGGAUAGGGCUUCUGUACAGUAUCUACAAUGGGAUUUCAUUGUGAUAAUUUUCUACCUUGAACUAAAAAUCUAGACCACUUGUUAACGUUUUCUUUACAUUAACUAAAAAUGGAUGUCUAACCCAGAAUGGGAAAAUAUUCAUGGAAACCAUGCUGCAAAUAUUUCAAAUGCCAGGUGAUAAAGUGAUGUGUCCUCCUCAAACAAUUCUUCAUUGGCAGAACCAAGAAAACUUGUGAGGUUUGGAAAUGUCUCACCGUUUUGGGUCAGUGGUGAUGCCACAAUUCCAACCUUUUCAAUCCCUGUUUGAAAAACUAACUUGUUCUCCUUGAAGGUAUAAAUUGGGCAUAUUUAAAUAGAUGGAGAUAUCUGACAGGUGUGCUAAUUUUACUAAACAGGACAAAUCUGACAGAUGCUCACAGAGGUGAAAUUACCACUCCGUGAAGAAUAACCUCCCAAAAAUGAGAUAAAACUUUACCUUUUUGCUUUACGUGUAGCAAAAAUUUGAUGGUGUUUACUGGGCAUAUCCUUGCAAAACUGCUCUAAAGUCUUGAAUUCAAAGAUUUUAUUUUUUAUAAAACUGACAAUUUUGACAUUAAUUUAAGGUCUGUUUCACGUUUUCUGUUCUCUUAUUAGCAACAAGAGCUUGCCUAUCUAUGCAGCAAUGAUACAACGUCACUGACAAUAUGAUUUCCAGUAAGCUUUUCAAACACGCGUGCCCUGUCUGUGCUAAUUCCAACUCCUUUCAACCAAUCCAUGUCAUGAGAAGUUAUAAAAUUUUAAAGUUAUAACUCAUUUAAUCUGUUAAAAACCAUUUUAGCUAUAAUGUGUACCAAUGAGGAAAUGAUAGUAAGUGUUCAAAAAUAGUUCUCUCAUUCUCAUAUCUAAGGUAGCACAAUAAGGCCAGUUUGUUUCUUAUUUCUGUGCUUUCAUCCAGUUGCAGAGCAAAGUAGAGGGACAUGCAAAUCCUUGUUAAUGGUUGACAUAUCACCAAUUCAGUUCAUAACUGUGUCAUUUGAUGAAAGUAUUCUGGAAAGAUCCUUGGCAGCUUUCUCAUUGAUCAAGGCAGAAUAUGAUUUUCACAGCAAUAAUAUAAUUUCUUCAGUUUAUGUGGUUCUCUGGUUUUUGCUGUUAGUCAAGAAACUUCAAAUGAUGCCCUCACUGCAUUUUCAUUGUUAAAACCAGUUGAAGUUUUGACACAGUUUCCUUACUUUCCUGAAGCUGCUACUUCUAACUUUAAAAAAAAUCUGAUGCUCUUUGUGACAUGUUGGGUUUUGUUGUUGUUGUUAAGUAUUAAAUAUUGAGAUGUCUUCA
Sceloporus undulatus (fence lizard) is the source of this 4665-nucleotide messenger RNA. RefSeq names its product palmitoyltransferase ZDHHC3-like. The transcript has 9 exons. The record is from RefSeq and is a predicted model, not a curated record. Bases 24 to 950 code for a protein of 308 amino acids. Gene Ontology annotation, molecular function: palmitoyltransferase activity. Lineage: Eukaryota; Metazoa; Chordata; Lepidosauria; Squamata; Phrynosomatidae.